Colletotrichum karsti is the source of this 582-nucleotide messenger RNA. RefSeq names its product DNA polymerase delta. Lineage: Eukaryota; Fungi; Ascomycota; Sordariomycetes; Glomerellales; Glomerellaceae. Bases 1 to 582 code for a protein of 193 amino acids. The record is from RefSeq and is a predicted model, not a curated record. Gene Ontology annotation, cellular component: delta DNA polymerase complex. Gene Ontology annotation, biological process: DNA synthesis involved in DNA repair; DNA-templated DNA replication. Gene Ontology annotation, molecular function: DNA-directed DNA polymerase activity. The transcript has 2 exons.
AUGCCCACAACUCGGAGAUCAACAGGCGGCGCCCGAGCCCGACCGGGCCCGGCUCGGGGCCAGUCGACCAUCAGCUUCUCCCACAAGGUCUCCAAGCCCGUGCCCAAGGACCUGAAGAAGGCCGCCGUACUCACCUCCGCCGUCGAGAGGGCCCAGAAGAAGGAGGAAGAUGAGCAGGUCGAGGAGAUCCGGGUCGACGAGCCCGAGGCCGCCGAGGAGCCGGACGUCAAGGAAGCAGUCCCCGAGAAGUCGGAAGCCGUCGUCCGCGCUGAGAAGAUCAGCGAUGCGCAGAUUAACAAGUACUGGAAGUCCAUCGAGGCGGAGCGCAUCGCGCCCAGGGUUCACCAGAAGGACGUGACCGUGGCGGAGAAGGUGCUGCGCUACUUUGAUGUCAGCUCGCAGUAUGGUCCCUGUAUUGGUCUGCAGCGCAGGAAGCGCUGGGAGCGGGCCGAUCGGCUCGGCCUGAACCCGCCCGUCGAAGUGCUCGCGGUGUUGCUCAAGGAGGAGAAGAAGGGCACCGCCAAUGUUGAGCGAGCUCACAUGGACGAGCUCAUGAACUCGACAGCUGUCGGGUCUGUAUGA